Molecule: messenger RNA, 2174 nt
Organism: Folsomia candida
Lineage: Eukaryota; Metazoa; Arthropoda; Collembola; Entomobryomorpha; Isotomidae
Exons: 9
Coding region: 558-1721 (387 amino acids)
Source: RefSeq, a predicted model, not a curated record
UUGGAAUCUUGGAUAAGUUCAGUGCAUUUAAAUUUGAGAACAAGUUGGGAUCUUUAAGAAAACUUGUUCGUACUCCCAAUUUACCCCUACAACAGCUCAAGCGCCGGCUACUGGAGAAAGAUUUAAAGUUGGAGUUUAACCAAGUCAGCUCCUCGUGCCUCUCCAACGAACACUCAGUCGGUCCACUUACAGGAAAUAUUAUAGGUAGUUUCCGUCAAUUUACGACUUUCAGCAGCUUAAACUUUAAAAUAAAUUGCAAACUUUACCGUGACACAUUUUGUCUGACGAAGGAAAACAUUCUCUUUCGAGUAGUAAAUAUAUUACAAAUAGUUAGCAGUGAAGUGAUUAUUUUAAUUGGCUACAAAUAUCAAAACCUUCGAUCGCUUUUUACUGAACCGUGCUCGUCAAAACUUAUUCAGAUUUUUGUUGCUGGUGAACCAGACUACGAACUCAGCAAAAUUUCCACAACGGAUAUUUUGUACAAGUGCCAGGUGUUUCCCACUUCCGGUGGAUCGGCCGUUUUCCCAUUGAUUCAUCAAUUUUGAAGGUUACCCAGAAUGUUCUAUAUUGUGGAGAUGACGGAUGCCGGAACUGCCUGGGUGGCGAUUGUACCAAGGUCUUACUUCCAUGAAGGGAAGUCGGCUUGGCCAAAAGGAAAAGAUGCAGCCACAAUUGUCAAGUCAGGGAAGCCUCCUAAACAAACUUAUCCAAGAUAUGAUGCAAGAAUCCUGCAUGCUUAUGAAACUUAUGAUGAGGCUCGUAAAAAAAUAGUUGCUGCUGAACAAACGUCGGAUUUAUCAGGCGCUGAAAAUAAUGACCUACCAAAUAAGAGAGCGAGAAUCCGACAACCACCAAUGCCAGCUGGAAGUGACGGAGAUAGUGACGAUUCUGAGAACGAGAGAGUUGUUAAAAAAGCUAAAGUUGUUCGGCCAAUUGGAUCCUCAAAUGUAAAUUCAGCCGACAUGUCCACUCUCCCUCCGAUGCCAUUACUAAAUCUACCAGAAGCUGAACAUAUCGGUCCUGACGCCGAUCUACCGGCAGGAGGACAAACGAGUUCUUUUGGAGAUGGGGGUGGCACCUCGUCACUUUUAAAUGAAGAUACGCCACCAGCCAUCAAUACAGUUGUUCCUGCACCUUUGCGAGUGGACGUAGAAUAUAAUCAAGUUUCCCAUAAUGCAAUUGGAGGACUGGAGUGGACGAUUUCUGACACGUCAACACCCAUUUUCGUUACAAAUAUUCAGGCUGAACAAUGGAAUAAGUUGCUUCAAGAUGUCUCCAACAUCAAAAUCACGUUAAAUAACAUCGAUAAGAAGCUGGACAAUAUCCUAACCAAAGAUUCUGCUCCAAAGGGCCCACCAAUAAUUAAGAAUCCUUUUGAGAAAUUGGAUGAGUUUACUACCUUUGACGAGUCCUUACUUAAUAAUGAUGAGUUGCAGUUAAAAUUGAAAUGCCAUUUAGUACGUGGAGUAGGGGGUAAGGUUCCUGAAGUCGUCAGUGGAAUGCUGAAAAAGUUAUUUACCGAUAAACUGGCCCUUGACAUUAGUCUCAAAGGAUACAAGGGAAAUUACAAUUUCUCAGCCACGGUUAGCUUCAAAGUGAUGUCGGAUUCAGCGAUGGAUAAAAUUCCUGACGUGACCGAGAAGGAAAUUUCUAAAGCUAUGAUUUCGUGGUUCCAGCACGCCAGUGAUCGACUCAAAACAAAAAAGAAUAGUUCAGCGUAAAUUUGUUUACUAAUGUUGCUGAUUUUGUUUAUUGUAAUUAUUAAUUAGUUAAUAAUUAAUUGAUAUUUAAAAGCUGAAUAAAAGGUAUGUGAUAAAAGCUAUUACAUAAUUAGAUAUCAUUACGACAUCAAUAUGACAUCAUUAACUGAUAUCAAUGAGAUAUAUCAAGGAUAUCCAAUGGAGCUCGAAUCCGUGUCAUUAAAUUACAUCGCUACGAUGUCUACAAGAGCAUCCAGGCGAUAUCAAAAGUCGCGAAAUAGCGAUCCGCAGAGGACAUACACUGACAUGUUACGGACAUGAAUUGAUAUCCUCAGGAUAUACAGAGGUCAUCAUUUUUUUAUCAUUAUGAUAUCAGCAAGAUAUAAAAUUGUUCCAUGGGUAGUGAAAUUACUGAGGAGUAAACUAAAUCAGAGAAAGGAUGUUCUUUAUCACAAAGAAAAUCAGAGAUUGUUA